AUGAUGCUCAGGCGCUCGGGACGUGUCUGCAGGCCUCCGAGGUGGCUGCUGCUGUCCUCAGUUCCCAUGGAAUCUCAAGGUCGAGCAAGCAGCCAAAAUACUCGCGCUAGUAACGGUCAACAAGAGCUUGCCGUGCAAGAUCAAGGUUCUGGUGAUCGAGAUGUUCGGAACAGCAGCCAGAACACUGAGUGGUUUGUGGAACAUGGCAAUGACUACGUACAGCAACAGGCUAUCCUCCACGCUGCCAGCCCGCCACCUGCAAAUGCAGAGAACCGGCCCAUGACUGUAAUUUCACAAAUUGAAGCCAUUUUCGAGUCGAUUGCAGUCGACAUACAACAGAGCAGGGAAUUGUCCAUUCCGUAUUGUCGUGUCAGAGGUAUACGUAACAGCAAUGGCCGGCUAAGAUUUCCAGGACGCAAUGUUUCUGAGGCAAGGUCGUUUGUACAUCUUUGCGGCUCGUAUUUAAACUAUCCUCCUUCUGUAGCCCGCUUGCUGUGCAUUCUCGAGAUGUCACAUCAUGCUCUCGUCACUGGCAAUAUUGUGACGAAAAGGAACAUAUUUUACCAAGCCAAAGAUCUGUUUCGCGACCAGGCUGUUGUUGAUAGACUAGUAGAUGACCUUGCUUUCACACUCGGUGUUGGGCGACAUUCAUUGAACAUUACCGCCACUGGCAAGGGUCUAAUAAUAGGGCCAAUUUCCUUCGUCCUUAAUAAUGGCACCAUGGUCUCUUGCGAUAACACGGGGAAUGAGGGAACAAUUAUUUGCUCGACCGAAGGACCAGGUCGAAUCGAGUUACCGUCCGCACGUUGGGUCUUGAUUAUCGAAAAAGAAGGAAAAGGCUAUCCGGACCUCAAUACGAGGAAUUUGGUGUACUUUCUUCGAGACUCGUGCCCGCAAAUCCCAAUUUACAGCCUGGUCGAUUAUGACCCUGACGGGAUCAGAAUACUGCACACAUAUAAAUACGGCAGCUCUUCUUUGGAGCAUGAGAGACAGUCGGCUGUGAACAACAUUCAGUGGAUAGGAAUUCGAUUGUCGGAUGUCAAGCAACACCAUCUGAGACCAUGCCACAACCUCUUGCAGGAUGCUGGCUCUCAAAUCAACGUUGAAACACACUCUGGAUUGAACGCAGGACAGAUCCAAAGCCAACCAGGAUUUGCUAUGUCGAGACAGAACGCUUUCGAAGUGAACACUUUCCAGCUGACUACUAGGGACCGUAAACUUGCACAUGCAAUGGUUUCAAAGCUAUCUGGGCCAUCAGAAACAAGGGGGGAACAUGAGCAGGAUUUGUGCGAGCUUCAAGUCAUGCUUAUGCUUAAUGUCAAGGCCGAGAUACAAGCUGUUGACACUCUCGGGGAUAUCACCGAGUGGCUUAACAACAAGCUGUGCUCCCAGUUGAUGAGUGCAUAG
Messenger RNA from Pyricularia pennisetigena, 1407 nucleotides. RefSeq lists its product as uncharacterized. The record is from RefSeq and is a predicted model, not a curated record. NCBI's taxonomy places the organism in Eukaryota, Fungi, Ascomycota, Sordariomycetes, Magnaporthales, Pyriculariaceae. Gene Ontology annotation, biological process: meiotic DNA double-strand break formation; meiotic DNA double-strand break processing; reciprocal meiotic recombination. The transcript is spliced from 7 exons. The coding region runs from base 1 to 1407 and encodes 468 amino acids. Gene Ontology annotation, cellular component: nuclear chromosome. Gene Ontology annotation, molecular function: DNA binding; DNA topoisomerase type II (double strand cut, ATP-hydrolyzing) activity; ATP binding.